Messenger RNA from Mangifera indica (mango), 1770 nucleotides. RefSeq names its product transcription factor TCP13-like. The coding region runs from base 384 to 1433 and encodes 349 amino acids. The transcript has 2 exons. Gene Ontology annotation, cellular component: nucleus. The record is from RefSeq and is a predicted model, not a curated record. NCBI's taxonomy places the organism in Eukaryota, Viridiplantae, Streptophyta, Magnoliopsida, Sapindales, Anacardiaceae. Gene Ontology annotation, molecular function: DNA-binding transcription factor activity; sequence-specific DNA binding.
CGACAUUUAUUGCUCGAUGGUGAAACGGUACUCGUGGCAGCAUUUGAGCCUUUGCUUUUUGUUCAAUUCUUCUGUGUGGAGCAUGGUCGGUUGAAUUGCGGCAUCUUCCUUUCUCAUGUGCUUCAACUUUCAUUAAUAAGUUUAUUCGCUAGCUGCAAUUAAAAUCAAAAUUCAAACUUGAAUUACAUGUAUACCAAAUUCUAAAGAGGAGCUAGUUCUAUUGUUUGCUUCUUUUUUUUUUUUUGGUUUGUCUUCUUUUCAUGAAUCAAAGGAUACUUCAGGGAGAAACUCUUGAAGCAAAAUCGGUACGAAAACAUAGGUAGAGAUGUAUAUGUUAUAACUGCUAGUUCAGCAACAUAUGCAUCAAUAAUGAGAGACAUAAAAUGAUUUCAAGUUCCAAAGAUCAAGCAGAUUCUUCCACAAAACCGGAAGGAAAUGCAAGAGAUGGCAAGAUGAUUAAGGCUUCAUCUAGUACUACUUCAUCUCCAUGGUUAAGGUUGAAGGAUCCAAGAAUUGUGCGUGUUUCGCGAGCUUUUGGAGGUAAAGACAGGCAUAGCAAAGUUUGUACCAUAAGAGGAUUGAGAGAUAGGCGAGUGAGGCUUUCUGUGCCCACUGCUAUUCAGUUGUAUGAUCUUCAAGAUAGACUUGGACUUAAUCAACCAAGCAAAGUUGUUGAUUGGUUGCUCAACCAGGCGAAGCAUGAAAUUGAUGAACUGCCGCCCCUCCCAGUGCAACCAGGGAAUUUGGGUCUAACCUAUCAGCAAGAAGGGUUUAGGAUCAAUAGCAGUGUCAAUCGGGAAGAUGGAGACGAAGGAUUGCCCAGAUCAAAUACAAUCUGGGGUUCUAACGCUCUUUGGAGGGCUAAAUCAAAAGAAACUGCACGGGAAGCAGCAAUAAAUGGGAAAGAAAAUUGGACAAAGGGAACUCAAAAGGAGAAGCAAGGUGCUAAUGAAGGGCAAGCAGCAGAAGUUUCUUCAAUCAACUUCUUACCUAGACCCCACAAUUCUUCCUUAUCAGGCUUGUUGAAUACUGUUGUGCCUUAUGGUUCAUAUUCAAAUUUUCCUUUGUCUCAUCAAUUAGGAAGUCAUCACGGAUUUACAUCCCAAACAGAAGAGCUUCAUAACUUCAAUGCUGUGCCAUUGCCAUCCACAUUGUCUCUAUCAUCCGGCUCUCAGAUUUUGGUAACACCGCAACAACUCUUCCCUUCACAUGUUACAGCUUCUGUUCAGAUUGAUCCGCGACAAAUCAACCAGUUUCAAAUGUUGAGCUCCAGUAGUUCACACAACCUCUCUUCAAAUUCUCUUUCCCCACCUUUACAAUCCAUAAGCCAGUCCAUGAGACCCUUCCAUUUUAGUAUGACUCCUAUGCUUCUUCCUUCUCACAGCAACAGCGGUAGCCAGUCAGAAAAGGACCAAGAGUUUCCUUCUAAAUAAGAAACAUGAAAGCAUUACAGGAAUUGAUGGAAAAGGCAAUAAAUCUCCCUCUUUUAAAGAAACAAGCAUGGUUCAAAAUAUGUGAUUCAGAAGAAAGGCACAGGGAAUGCAAUGAAGAAUAUACAGGCAUGCACUGUCAACUUUUACACUGGUACCAACAAGAUAAGGGAUCAAGAUAUACUAGGGUUAGAGCAUAAAUUGAGAAGACUGCAAACUUGUGGUCCUUGCAUGCAUAGUGAAAUGAAAAACUACAUAAGAGAAGAUAAAGAAGCAAAUUAGAGAUGUAGACUUGGAAGUCUUGUUCUUUAUAUUCCCACAUGCUUUUCAUCUGAGGCCC